This is a messenger RNA of Trichomonas vaginalis G3, 822 nucleotides long. RefSeq lists its product as uncharacterized. The coding region runs from base 1 to 822 and encodes 273 amino acids. The transcript has a single exon. NCBI's taxonomy places the organism in Eukaryota, Parabasalia, Trichomonadida, Trichomonadidae. The record is from RefSeq and is a predicted model, not a curated record.
AUGUCAAGUGAUCAAGACAAAUUACUUAAUGAGCUUAAGAAAAUUGAUCAAGACAAAUUACUUAAAGAGCUUAAGAAAAUUGAACAAGAAAAAUUACUUAAUGAGUUAAAGAAAAGUGAUAUUAGUAUAUAUCAAGAAUACGACUCAGAUAGGUUUCUUAAAAAUCCAGAUAUUAUAAAUAAAGCGUAUCAGUUUGCUAAAUCAGAUGAAAGAACAAAAGAUCGAUUGCAGGACCCAAGUAAUUUUAUAGUUCCAAAGUUUCCUUACUUAGUCAGCUUAAAUCCAGAACAUAUGUCCAGUAUAUUCAUUCUAUUUCCUGGUUUCGAUCAUGAAAUUAAGCGAGUUGUUCAUCAAGUUGUUUUAGUUGAAAUUGAAAGCAUCAGCACGUAUGAACAAAUCUUUCAACUAUUUGACGACAAAAAUGGUCAAGCUCCUGCUGACAUGAAAAUCAAAAAAUUGUAUCCAAAUCUGAGAAUAGGAAAAAUUUUACAUAUUCUUGACUGUGAUGUCAAAAUUGCUUUACUCUAUAAAUAUGGAAAGGUUUAUCGGAAAAUAUUUUAUGUCUACUCGCCUUCGUUUUUAACUGAUAUGAGUCCAGAAAAUAUUUAUCUAGUAGGUGAAGAGUAUCAAGAUACUAAAUUCGUUAGCCGGAUAUAUACAAAAAUUGACUUGGACGCCACAUUCCCAAAAGUUUAUUUCACAGAAGAUUACCAACCUUUAAAUUGUAUCCAAGUAAUUCCAUAUGCCAUUUAUUCUUUCUUUAGCUCUUGUUUUCGCAGUUCGGGCAAUGGUUAUAAGAAGAUUCAUAUGAAAGAGGACUAA